AUGGCCGUCUCGGAUCGCGACCCCCGCGUCCUUGAAGGUCUUAGGCUCAUGAGGCUUGGUCUGCCCAACAUGGCGGACAAGUUUUUCGAGCGGAACCGCGCCAUGCCGGCAGCUGUCUCGUACGUGAUUGACAACACGGGCCUCACUGGCACUAUCUCGAAGCACGGUUACACCAAAUCGGUGAACUACGAGAUGAUCCACUAUAUCAUAGCCUUCGAACGCGAUGGUCAUGAUAUCCUUCCUACCCUCAAUGGCUACAUCCAUGGACAGAACUCCGUUAACACCAACCGUCACACAUUCGGGCUCCUCCUCGACCACUUCCGCACCACACCCCAGUCGAUCAAGACGAAAGACAUGUAG
Molecule: messenger RNA, 360 nt
Organism: Trametes versicolor FP-101664 SS1
Lineage: Eukaryota; Fungi; Basidiomycota; Agaricomycetes; Polyporales; Polyporaceae
Exons: 1
Coding region: 1-360 (119 amino acids)
Source: RefSeq, a predicted model, not a curated record